AUGGGUAUUCUCGCCUUUUCCCUCCUGCUGGGUGUUGCCGCCGCUUCACCCAGCGGGCUUCGAUGCCGAGAAGGCUCGCCAAUUUUAAAUGUCCCAGAGUCUGCGUGGGCAUCUCUCAAUGAGAAGGUAUCGGGCCGUUUGCACGCAGGUCGUCCUUACGGUCUGCCUUGCUUUGAGACAUACCAGAACUCGACCGGGACAUUUCCCAACACGCCUGACUUGGCGCGCUGCUCAACUAUCCAGUCGGGUCUGACGAAAUCUGACACUCUGGUCGCCGACUUUGGUUCUUAUCACAGUGCCUCAUUUGGCUCUUGCAUGGCUACUGGCGAGCACUGCACCCUGAGCCCUAGCAUUCUCGAGAACCCUAAGCAGGGCAUUUGCCACCAAGGAAGCGUGCCCGACUAUUACGUUGAAGUCACCGGCGUGGAGGACAUCCAAGCCGCUCUGAAUUUUGCUAACGUGCAUGAUCUUCCCAUCACAAUCAAGAAUACCGGUCACGACUACAAGGGUCGAAGUGCCGCCCCAAACACCUUUGGAAUCUGGACUCACAACCUCCGUCCCGAGAUUAAAGUCGAUGAACAAUUCACUCCCGAAGGUUGCAAGGAGCCUGUUGGAGCUGCAAUUACGUACGGCGCCGGCGAAAUGUGGGCCGGUGUCUAUGACUUUGUUCGGGACUCUGGCUAUCUGGUUGUGGGCGGCACAUGCCCAACUGUUGGCGCUGCAGGCGGUUGGAUCCAGGGAGGAGGUCAUGGGCCUUACUCACCUACCUACGGUCUGGGUGUUGACAAUAACAUGCAGAUGAAGGUAGUUCUUCCUAAUGGAACCUUUGUGACUGCAAACAGGUGCCAGAACCAGGACAUCUACUUUGCCCUGCGAGGCGGUGGCGGCGGCACAUUCGGUGUCGUUACGGAGGUUUCUACCAAAGUUCACAAGGACACUGCUUUCACGUUUGCCAGUCUUGGAAUGGCCAUCCCAACCGGUUCUCAAGCAAUCACCGAAAUCUUUGUCAAAAACGCCAAUAAAUGGGCUGAGGAGGGCUGGGGUGGUUACCUAGGCUUUGGUGCCGGCAACACCGUCCUUUUCAUCGGUAUCACUCCUAAGAUCAGUGUUGAGCAGGCCCAAGAAUCGCUCAAGCCGAUCUACGAGUACUUCGACUCGGUUUCGAACGGUGGCGCCAUUGCCUAUCGCAAGAAUAUUAAAAGUCUUCCCAGCCAGGCUGCCUUCCAGAGGACACCCGAGUCUAUCGCUUUUGGAUCCAAGGAUAUUGGAUCCAUGAUCGCUCAGUCAUCUAGACUCGUCCCUAAGGAGACUUUUGAAGACGAGAAGACCCAAAAAGCCCUUGUCGAUAUCCUCGUGCAGAAGGGCAUCUAUGGAGCUCUUCUCGUUACCCCUUCUGCGCAUGAGCUGGCAGAAUCCGACAAGACUGGAAAUAUUGGCCAGUCCGCCCUGACUCCUGUCUGGCGAACCUCACCCUGGCAUCUGGUUUACCAGACAAUAUUUGAUCCGGCUGACGCGACAAAGACCUCGUCUGAGGCUCUCACUAAGAUCUUUAGCGACGUGAGCAAGGACAUGGACAAGAUCCGCGAGAUCACCCCUAGCGGAGGCGCGUACAUGGGGGAGGGUGAUACUUUUGAGCCCAACCACAUUGAGAGCUACUGGGGCCAAGAAAACUACAACCGUCUUCUCAAGAUUAAGAAUGAGGUUGACCCCAAGAACCUUCUGUCUUGCUAUAAGUGUGUUGGCUGGAAGGAGACCGAAGACCGCCACAAGUGUUACCCCAAGAUUUAA
This is a messenger RNA of Clonostachys rhizophaga, 1788 nucleotides long. The record is from the annotation of a GenBank genome assembly. Lineage: Eukaryota; Fungi; Ascomycota; Sordariomycetes; Hypocreales; Bionectriaceae.